Mya arenaria is the source of this 2870-nucleotide messenger RNA. RefSeq lists its product as uncharacterized. The record is from RefSeq and is a predicted model, not a curated record. The transcript has 8 exons. Bases 470 to 2224 code for a protein of 584 amino acids. Gene Ontology annotation, molecular function: oxidoreductase activity; FAD binding. Lineage: Eukaryota; Metazoa; Mollusca; Bivalvia; Myida; Myidae.
AUAACUAUUAAAUAACAAGGAUUGUGAGUGCACUAACUUUUGAAAAACUCGGAUGGAGUAAUGCUUAAUUAUUUUAACACUAACCAAAUGUUGUUUAAAUAGAAUAGUUCAACGUUUUGAUACCGAUGUGUAGCGUAAAGAAUACAACAAUUCCGCAAAACGUGUAUCCAUUACUAAUUGUGUAUGUAUGUAAUCAUGCAUUAAUAAAACACCGUAACACGUAAACUUAACGCAAACUAGGACGAUAUUUUAGUACCUUAAGUGAAAAUCUUUCCGGUGUAUUGAAUAUGUCUUCAUUCAAAAUACAAGUUCAUUGACCAUGUGAUAAAUGUCAGUAUCCAGCUCAUGGUUUGCUCUAUUUAUUUUAGAAAAAAAAACAAGGUGUAAGGAUAUUUCGCAAUAAUUGAAAGAAUAUAAAACACAGUGACAGGUGAAGGUAGCUCUACGUUUGUGUCGCCUAGCAAAUAAUAUGAGUUCAGCGCUAGCCUUCCUGGCAAGUGUUGCCUUGAUGGGCUGGGGAGUGACUGGCGAUGGACAUGACAGGGAACACGGUAGCGUGUACAACAUAAUCUCGGAGCGGUGCUGUCCGAGUAAUGAAUGCUACCCCUCGCAGAUGGACAUGGCCGCCCUCAACCAUGACAUGAAUGGGUACCUGCUGUUGCCAAGCUACCCUGAGUACAGUAGACAGGCACAUAUGUACAACACCGUUGAACAGAGGUACCCAAAUUUGGUCGCCGUGGUAAAGAACGCUGAGGACAUCCAGAAAUCGGUGCAGUUCGCGCGGAAAUACAACUUACACGUGACAGUGCGGAGCUCGGGUCAUGACUAUGUGGGCCGCUCCACAUGGGAGGGAAGUUUCCUCAUAAGCCUGUCUGAGAUGAACGAGAUGGAGAUAGACUUGAGCACGGAGAUGAGCCCACAUGGCACGGUUAAGGUGCAGACCGGGAUACAAUGGCAGGAGAUAUACAAGAAGUUGAACGCGGUCAAGCGUGUGGUAGUUGGCGGCAGCGCACACACGGUGACCCCGGGAGGCUAUACGCUUGGUGGUGGACACAGCCCCGUGUCCCGUUCCCUUGGAUACGCCGUCGACAACCUGCUAGAGGUUCAGGUGGUGCUUGCUGACGGUUCGAUCGCCACUGCGACGGAGAACAGGACGGUGAUUGUCACCACGGAAGGCGAUAUCAUGUAUCACGAGAACGGAGACCUGUUCUGGGCACUUAAGGGCGGCGGUGGGGGCACAUUUGGAAUUGCCGUCUACUUUGUUUUCCGCCUGCACCCAAUGCCGUCCCAGAUGGUAGUUUUCAGUAUGCCCGUUCCUAUUGAGAUAGACGGGUAUGGGGUAAACUAUUUCGAGGAGUUAUUUGAAGUUGUUGAGCAGCUCUUAGAGAAAUUGCCGCGUACAUGGGGUGGCUACUGGCUGUCUACUAACUAUCCGGGAUCUUUCGAGGACGGUGGCUCCAAAACCAUGAUCAAUUACAAGGGAUUGUUAACAUUCUACUUUAACAAGUUUGCACCCUGGGAUGGAUCCGAGUAUGAAGAAUUAGAUCCCGCAGUCAGCUGGGCAAGAAGCAAACAAGUACCUUUCACGUUCACAAACAAGACGGAUUUCUGGGACUACGAGAAGGACUCGAAGGACCCGCCAAUUGUGCGCACAUAUAUGGCGGGAACUUUGUUGCAGCCGGGACGGGUCGGGAAGGACUUCCGGACAUUCAUUAGGGAACAGCUGUUUGUGGGGCCGGCCAGGGAUUUGUAUAUCGCUUGCACAGGGAUUCUUCUGGGAGGCAAAACCACGGAAGGCUCCUUAGAGAGCACACCCCUACAUCCGGGCUAUCGGACGUCAGUGACGUCAUUGGCAUGCGGACUCUCCCUUGGCGACGCCGAAAGCGGGGCCCCUCUCUUGAAUCAGACGACCGGUAACAACGAGCUAAUCGAAUACUUCCAGACGUUUGCAAAAGGAAUAAGAAAUUUCGGGAGCGGUAUGUACUUGAACGAGCCGUGGAAAGAUAACCCUUACUGGAAGGAGGACUUCUGGGGAACCGAGAAUUACGAGCGUCUGUUGCUGAUCAAGCGUCGUUACGACCGAGACAACUUCUUCACGUGUCAUCACUGUGUCGGUUCUGACGUGAUGGAUGAACCGGCAACGCCCGUGGGACACGCGUUUACCUGCCUGGCAUCGUGGAGUUUAGUUCUCGUCUCAUAUCUGGCGUCUCGUUUCCUAUUUUGAACACGGCGUAGCAAAGACUUGUAAUUCAUAUCGUUCCCUUUAAACGUCAUGCAAGUUCUGUACACGAAUAUGUUUUAUGAUAUAUCGUUUAUCAAAAUCUAAUGCGUUAACAUAUCCACUGCCCUCGCUAUUUAUCGCGCUGUUGAACAUCAAAGCGGCAUUUACCUUAACGUAAACUGAUCAUUACAUAUGUUUGUACUAUUUAACUUGCUAUGUCGAACUCGGUUAUCUCGAUUUUCUGGAAAUGUCGAUUAUUUGGAUUUUUUCGAUUGAAUUAAAUACUGUUUGUAUUUCGGUUGUAUCGAAUGUUCGUUAUCUCGAAGUAUUUCUCGAGGUCCCAACGACUUCGACAUAGCGAGUUUCGACUGUUUGUAUAUAUUUAAGGUAGUAUUUUGGCCAAAGACUCAAACAUGUACACAUUUUUAAAUGUAUGGCAGAUAUUUUAUUCGGUGAAUGACAACUAUAGUAACCAGUAACAGUUAACGGCAAACUAAUUUGUUAUGUGCUAUGACUAUAUGCAUGUAAAUAUUGUUUCAUUUUGUAUCUUUUUUUCAUUAUUCAGACUCAAAUAUCAUUAGACACCUGUAUUAUUUAAAAUAUAUUAGGUCAAUGUAAUAUCACGUAUUAAUAAAUGGUUUGUAUUUUU